GAUCUCCCGUCCUCCCGUCGUCUGCUGUCCGUCGCUUGGGCAGCAGGGGGCCGCUCUUCCGAAUAAUCUGGGACACCGUUUUGGGGGCGCUUCGACAGGGUUUUAGGCGUGGAAAGACGCUGACGACGGGCAUGCCGACGCCCAUGCGCCUGCGGGACCUGAUCCGGCAGAUCCGGGCGGCGCGCACGGCGGCGGACGAGCGGGCGGUGGUGCAGAAGGAGUGCGCCUACAUCCGGUCGACCUUCCGGGAGGAGGACAACACGUGGCGCUGCCGCAAUGUGGCCAAGCUGCUCUACAUUCACAUGCUGGGCUACCCGGCCCACUUCGGGCAGCUCGAGUGCCUCAAGCUGAUUGCCUCGGGACGGUUUACGGACAAGCGCAUCGGCUACCUGGGGGCCAUGCUGCUGCUGGACGAGCGCCAGGAUGUGCACCUGCUCAUCACCAACUCGCUCAAGAACGACCUGGGCUCGCCUACCCAGUUUGUGGUAGGCCUGGCCCUGUGCGCCCUGGGCUCGAUCUGCUCGCCCGAGAUGAGCCGGGACCUGGCGGGCGAGGUGGAACGCCUCCUCAAAACCUCCAAUGCCUACGUGCGCAAGAAGGCGGCCCUGGGCGCCUUCCGCAUCAUCCGCAAGGUGCCCGAGCUCAUGGAGAUGUUCAUCCCGGCCACCCGGUCCCUGCUCACGGAGAAGAACCACGGGGUGCUCAUCACGGGGGUGAUCCUCAUCACGGAGAUGUGCGAGCGGAGCCCUGACACGCUGCAGCACUUCAAAAAGUCCGACGAGCUGGUGCCCAACCUGGUGCGCAUCCUCAAGAACCUGAUCAUGGCGGGCUACUCCCCGGAGCACGACGUGUGCGGCGUGAGCGACCCCUUCCUGCAGGUGAAGAUCCUGAGGCUGCUGCGGCUGCUAGGGCGUAACGACCCGGACGCGAGCGAAGCAAUGAACGACAUCCUGGCCCAAGUGGCGACCAACACGGAGACGAGCAAGAACGUGGGCAACGCCAUCCUGUACGAGUCGGUGCUCUCCAUCAUGGACAUACGGUCAGAGAGCGGGCUCCGAGUGCUGGGAGUCAACAUUCUGGGCCGCUUCCUGCUCAACACGGACAAGAACAUCCGCUACGUGGCGCUCAACACGCUGCUGCGCACGGUGCACGCCGACUACACGGCGGUGCAGCGCCACCGCAACACCAUCGUGGACUGCCUCAAGGACCCCGACGUGUCCAUCCGCAGGAGGGCCCUGGAGCUGUGCUUUGCACUCAUCAACACGCACAACAUCCGGGCCAUGACCAAGGAGCUGCUGGUGUUCCUGGAGAAGGCAGACCCAGAGUUCAAGGCUCUCUGCUCCUCCAACCUGUUCAUUGCGGCCGAAAUGUAUGCUCCAACCAAGCGGUGGCACAUCGACACAAUGAUCCGGGUGCUGAGGACGGCAGGCAACUACGUGCGGGACGACGUGGUGGGCAGCCUGAUCCAGCUCAUCUCGGACACGGAGGCCCUGCACGCUUACACGGCCCAGCAGCUGUGGCGCCAGCUGGCCCUGGCGGACUGGGCCGCCACCCAGCCCCUGGCCCAGGUGGCGGCCUGGUGCUUGGGCGAGUACGCCGACCUCCUGAGCCAGAGCCCGCCCCCCGGCCAGGAGGACUGGGAGCCCUGCACGGUGACGGAGGACGAGGUGCUGGACCUGUACCAGAAGAUGCUGAGUAACAACCAGGUGCAGCUGGUCACCAAGGAGUACGCCCUGACCUCGCUCAUGAAGCUCAGCGUGCGCCUCGCCUCGUCGGCCCCGCGGGUGAAGAAGCUGGUGGACGCCUUCGGGGGCAGCCUGAACGUGGAGCUGCAGCAGCGGGCGGUGGAGUUCUCGUCGCUCUUCUGCCGCCACGACCGGCUGCGGGGCAGCCUGCUGGAACGCAUGCCGCCCAUGGAGGCCCGGGCCCCGGGUUCGGCGGGCCGCCAGGACGACGAGGGGCCUCCCGCCCCGCCCCCCGCCCCCCAUCCGAGCGCCUUGCUGGACCUGCUGGGGGCCGGCGGGGGCCCUACUCGGGAGCCAGGGGGGGGCGGCGACCUGCUGGACCUGCUGGGAGGCCUGGACCUGCCCGACGCCUCUAUUCCAGCCUCUGUGCCGGCCUCUGUGCCGGCCUCUGUUCCGGCCUCUGUUCCGGCCUCUGUUCCAGCCUCUGUUCCGGCCUCCCUUGCCGACCUCUCGGAUGGCCCUGUUAACGGAAGCGCUCUCUCUGCGGCCGGCGGCCCCCUGACGGUGCUGGACCGGGACGGGCUGCGAGUGGACUUUGCCUUUGAGCGGCGGCCGGCCCACGAGCUGCUCAUCCACCUGACAGCCCUCAACUCGCUGGCCGAGCCCAUGACGGACUUCCUGUUCCAGGCGGCCGUGCCCAAGACGUUUGAGCUGCAAAUGCUGCCCCCGGACGGGUCGGUGAUCGAGGCACAGCAGUGCGUGCGCCAAAGUCUGCGAGUGACGAGCCCGGACGGCCAGAGCCCCCUGCGCAUGCGCAUCCGGCUGUCGUAUUCCGUCCACGGGGCACCUGUCCACCACCAGGCGGAGCUCAAGGACUUCCCGGACUCCCUGUGGCACUGAGGCCUUGUCGUGCCCGAGGAUUGCCCCAGGAGUGCCCCAGAAGUGCCCCAGGAGUGCCCCUGCGGGCAGGUGGAAGAGCGGAGGGCACACCAGCGGGCUCGCUGGGCGAUCCCCUGUCUUCGGCACGCUCUGCGGGACACUUUGGAGAGAAUAAAGUGGAGCCACACGUGGUCAGCCUUCA
Ixodes scapularis (black-legged tick) is the source of this 2766-nucleotide messenger RNA. It is a transcript of the gene AP-1gamma, whose product is annotated as AP-1 complex subunit gamma-1. Bases 132 to 2585 code for a protein of 817 amino acids. NCBI's taxonomy places the organism in Eukaryota, Metazoa, Arthropoda, Arachnida, Ixodida, Ixodidae. The transcript is spliced from 16 exons. Gene Ontology annotation, biological process: receptor-mediated endocytosis; intracellular protein transport; Golgi to vacuole transport. Gene Ontology annotation, molecular function: clathrin-cargo adaptor activity. Gene Ontology annotation, cellular component: membrane coat; Golgi apparatus; AP-1 adaptor complex. The record is from RefSeq and is a predicted model, not a curated record.